Symbiodinium natans is the source of this 3783-nucleotide messenger RNA. Lineage: Eukaryota; Dinophyceae; Suessiales; Symbiodiniaceae. The record is from the annotation of a GenBank genome assembly.
AUGGUCUGUACCUCGGCCAUCGCCUCCUCGGCCACGGCACAUCAACAUCCGGCGCCCAUCGCCCAGACUCCGCAGCAUGGAUCCAAAGUCAGCUUGAGCGAGCUCGCUGCUGCCACUGCCAGCAGCCCACUGCACUCCUCAGCACCUACUGCCUGCCGCCACGGGCUACAAAGCUAUCCCAUCAAGGCGAUACUGCACAACAACUUGGCAGGCAAGGGGCCGGAUGGUGGCAGCGAGGGCCUGGUGUUUCUGGUGAGCCAACGAUGGCAGGGAGUUGAUGUCCGGGAUGUGAAGAUCUCCAUGCAUGCGGUAAGCGCAUACCAUCCGGCAGAUCCCCAGUGGAACGGCUUGGACGGGGAGUUCGUUUCCAUCAAUCAGUUUGGUGGCCAAGUGCUUCGAGUGCGCAUCCUGAUCUCGGAUGUUGCAGACAAGCCGAUUCGCCUGAACUUUUUUCCAAUCUUGCUCUGCGACCUUGAGACAGACUCGAGGAGCUCUCUGAGGGAGUACGUCGUGACGUACGGGCCUCACUUGGCAUACUGGUCCCAGGACACCGAGAUAGGUUUUGAGAGGAUGGGCAAUGUCACCGAGUAUUGGCAGAAGGUCGUCUCGGCCGAGAGAUCGGGGGCUGACCUGGGCCCCGACAACCCGACCUACAUUCGGGAGCUCACCGGAGAGCAGCUGCGGAAGACGGUGACGCUGGUCUACAGACAUGCUGAUGAGAUUGAGCUAGCGUUUGGAUCUGAAGCGCCGGCAGAUGUUGCUCGCACGUUUUUCUUUUCGUUUGCGCAGUUGGAUGGAUGUGACUUGCAGUUGGCCACUUCUAGUACCGCCACGACCACAGCAACCCAAAGCUCGGUGACGCGAACCACGGUAACUUCAACUUCACCAACGACAACUUCAAUCACCUCAGCUACUUUCAGUACAACUGUUUCCUUAACAACAUCGAGUAGUAGUGUGUCAACGUCGACAUGGACGUCUGCUACAUUCACGAGUAUGACAGCAACUGGUGGCGUUGGUCUUCCUAUCUUCGACCUUCCAGAUCUUCCAGGCGAUCUUCAUAUGCGGCAUUUCUUUAGCGAUCUUCAUUCGCGGCUGCGGCAUUUCUUUAGCGAUCUUCAUGUGCGGCAUGUCUUUAGCCACUUGACCCGCCGAUCUCGAGCGGCUCUGUACUCUGCCGGUCUGCUCGCCCUGGUCUUGCUUGCGCUGGGGUACUGGCUCUGCUGGGUCUGCCGCAGCGAGCAAGAGACAGGCCAUGAGUCGCGCGUCCUCCUGAUGACCGCCUUGAAGUGGCUGCUGGAGUCCGUGAAGCUCCAGGUUGACCUCGAGAGCGGCGUGCUCUCUUUCAAGAAUUCAGGCGAGGCAUCGCAAAGAUCGAUGCCUGCCUGGAUGCCCAAGCGAAGCGCACCGGCCUCUGAAGGAGUCAGCAUUGGCUCACCGGGAGGCCUGCGCAAACUGAUACCCGAGCUGCUGCCAGGGGCGCUAUACUGCUUGGAUGAUGGAGAACCCACCAUCCAGAAGGAAGCUGAUCAGGCCAAUGCCAUGCUUCUGCAAGAAGCCUCAAAGCUUGCGAGUGACCUUCCUGUGGAGGGGAUUGCAGAUGCAGUCAUCAGUGCCAUGUCGGAUGUAGGUGGGCAGGAGCGCAGCAAGGAAGUCUUGCUGAAAUGCUUUAGCUGGGUUGAGCUGCUUCUGGACAAGUGCCCCGAGCGGGUGGUGGAGCCGCAGGUCCGAGACAGGCUCUUCGAAGCGGCCAUGAAGGCCUUGUUGCGCGAGGAGGAGGAGGUGGCCUCCACUGCCUUGCGUCUCAUGGCACAGCUUGCGUCCACGGGCGAGAAGUUGGGAAGAGGCGAUGAUCUGGUUGGCCACAUGUGUGAAAGGCUCUUCAACCUCAUGAAGAGACAGCAAAACUUGCUGGCAAGCAGAGGCGAGCUCAUCAUCCGCUUGAUCUGCAAGCGCGUAGAUGCCAAGCGUUUCUUCGCCACGGCUGCCAAGACGCUUGAAACCAUGGAGGACAAGGCCUUCGCGCGAAACCUGGUGCAGGUUUUGAACCGUGGCCUGCUUACUGGUCCGGAGACCCAAGACUUCCGAGCUCAGCUCCGCGCCGAGUCCAGCGGCCAAGUCGCUUCCACGAGCUUUCCGAUGAUUCUCAUGCGAUCCUGGCUGUGCUGUCCUGUCAGUUCGCUGGCACUGAGCUUCUGGAUGAACUGGUACGAGCUUGCGGCGCAGUUGGCGACCAGGCUCGCUACCAUGCAGCGCACAGAGGACAUUGAGGAGCAGCUGAAGUACCUAGUGGAGUUGCUGGAGUCUCCAGUUUUCAGCGACGUGCGCCUGCAGCUACUAAACAGGCGGCGCCCUGCUCUUCUGCGCGCGGUCCUCCGCCUGGCGGCGUUGCUGCCGCAGGAGAAGGCAUUGCAGAGCCGUUUACAAGUGGUCGAGACAGGACUCAGGAUAGCUCUUGUUUUGUCGAGACGUGUUCAGUCUCUGUUCUACAUGCUGAAGGCUGCAGGCGACCUACUAGCAAAUCGGAUAGUGGCAGGCCUCACGGAAACCACCGCCACGGCGGCGCUUCCCCGUGGAGGCCUGGAGGUAAUGGCACUGAGAUAUCUCCCCCAGAAAAUUCUCCAAACUUCGAGAUUCCUUGCAGACCUUUUCGUUGCAAGUUUACUGCAUCCAGCAUGCGAGAGACAUAGCAGAGCAGACUUGGAAAUGACUUGUGUAACGUGGUCUCGGCGCUUCUUUGCGCAGAAGCGCCAGACACUUUCCAUGUGCUUCUUCAAGGCCCAAGAGCUGCUGGCCGGCUUCGAUCGAGUGAUAGUGGAGCGUGGCUGGAAGGACAUGUUCUGGGGCUGUAUUGUGGCUCCAGGUGAGACCAAGAAGGUCGAGACAAAGGCGGGAGAGCUGCUUCACUUGUCCCAGGCCUGCCUAGCGCCCGACACUCCCAGUGGAGCCUCUUCCAAAGUUCUGGUGGAGCAGACGGGUCAGACGUAUGCAGUCGCCUGCCUCAAGGAAGGAGGGCAGGAGUUCUGCGCCCUGGACUUGUUUCUCGAUGCAAAGGAGGCAAAAAUUGCGGUGAAGGGCAAGGCUACGGUGCACCUGACAGGCUACUUCGAGGCAGAUGAACUCGAUGAGGAUGACCUGCCUCCUCCAGCGGCGCCAAUGGCAGGCUCACCGAAGGCGAAGGCAGAGCCCAAGUCCUCGCCCAAGGCCGCCCCGAAGGGGUCCCCGAAGGCCUCGCCAAAGGAGGCGGCGAAAGCCAAGCCAGCAAUAGACGAGGACGACGACGAUCUCGACCUGCUGGAAGGGGAGGAAGGCGAAGAGGAGGAGCCGAAGGAAUCCGACAAGGUAGUGAAGCCGUCGGCUAAGGCAUCGCCGAAGGCAUCGCCGAAGGCAGAGCCAAAGAAGGCAUCGCCGAAGGCAGAGCCGAAGAAGGCUACGCUACCUGCAGAUUUGGAGGAUGAUAUGGAGGAGGAGGAAGAAGAAGAGGAGGGAGCGGAGGAUGACCCGGUGGUCAAGCCAGCAGGCAAAGCUGAGGCCAAGCCCAAGGCAACACCGGCCCCUAUGGAUGACGACGAUGAUGACGAGGAGGGAGAGGAAGAGGAGGAUGACGACGAUGAUGAGGACAUGGAGCCCCCUGCGAAGAAGCAGAAGGGCGACGGAAAGGGAUUCGGAAAGGGAAAGGACAAAGGCAAAGGCAAAGGCAAAGGAAAAGGAAAAGAUGGAAAAGGAAAGGGCAAAGACAAAGGGAAGAAAGGCAAAGGAAAGGGCAAGGGCAAGGGAAAGAGAUAA